This is a messenger RNA of Asparagus officinalis (garden asparagus), 1489 nucleotides long. Its product is annotated as pentatricopeptide repeat-containing protein At4g22760-like. Gene Ontology annotation, molecular function: protein binding; RNA binding. Gene Ontology annotation, biological process: RNA modification. The annotation marks the transcript as partial. The transcript has a single exon. The record is from RefSeq and is a predicted model, not a curated record. Lineage: Eukaryota; Viridiplantae; Streptophyta; Magnoliopsida; Asparagales; Asparagaceae.
CACGCCCUCUCCCUUUACUCCCUCCUCCUCGGAUCCGGUCACCGCCCGGACCCCUCCUCCAUCUCCUCCGCCCUCAAAUCCUGCGCCCACCUCAACUCCAAACCCCUCGCCUCCUCAAUCCAUUCCCAGAUCGUAAAGCUCGGCCACCAGUCCAACGUCUACACCCAAACUGCCCUUGUCGAUCUCUACUCUAAACUCGACGGCCUCGACGCCGCUCGCAAGCUGUUCGACGAAAUGCCGGUCAGAAAUGUGGUCUCUUGGAACGCCAUGUUAGCCUCCUAUUUGCGAGCUGGAGACUUGGCCUCGGCCCGGAGGGUAUUUGACUCGAUGCCCAAUAGAGACGUGGUGACAUGGAAUUCGAUGAUCUCGGGCUAUGCGAAAGCUAAGCAGAUGGAUCGUGCUAGAGAGCUGUUCUGUUCGAUGGAGGAACGGAAUGCGGGGUCUUGGAACGGGAUUAUGAGCGGGUAUGUUGAUAUUGGUGAUUUGGAGAGUGCAAGGAAAGUGUUCGAUGAAAUGCCGAUGAGAAGCAACGUUUCUUGGAUCACAAUGAUUUCUGGGUACGCGAGAAACGGAGAUGUUUCUGUCGCAAGGAUUUUGUUCGAUGCAAUGGAGUUUAGAGACGUUUUUUGCUGGAAUGCGAUGAUUUCUUGUUAUGCGCAAAAUGGUCACCCGGGCGAGGCGAUUCAGUUGUUUAAUAAGAUGAGAAAGCCUGACUCGGGGGUUACUCCUGAUGAAAUGACAUUAUCUAGCGUUAUAUCGGCUUGUUCGCAAUUAGGGGACCUGAGAUUUGGAUCGUGGGUAGAGGAGUACAUGUGUUGUUUGGAUAUUAGAUUGGAUCACCAUUUGAGUACUGCUCUUAUAGAUUUGUAUUCAAAGUGUGGGUGCAUGGACCAGGCAUUUAAGCAUUUCAGUGGACUGAAGACGAGGGACACAGUAGCAUAUAGCGCGAUGAUAUUGGGAUGCGGGGUAAAUGGGAGACCUAAGGAUGCCGUCAAAAUGUUUAAUUUGAUGGCGCAGGACGAGGUUGUGCCCAACGAAGUUACAUUCAUUGGGCUCUUAACGGCGUAUAAUCACGCUGGCUUGAUUGAAGAAGCUCGAGUUUGUUUUGAUUUAAUGUGGAGCAAGUAUAAUGUGUUGCCCUCAGCGGACCACUAUGCUAUCAUGGUUGAUAGUUUGGGGAGGAGCGGGAGAUUGGACGAAGCCUAUGAGUUGGUGAAAAAGAUGCCGAUGGAGCCUCAUACAGGGGUUUGGGGUGCAUUGCUUCUUGCCUGUAGAUUGCAUGGGAAUGUUGAGUUAGGGGAGGUUGCUGCUGAGAAUUGUAUUGCGUUGGAGCCGGAGGCGAGUGGAUAUUAUGUUCAUCUGGCGAAUAUUUAUGCUGAAACUGGAAAGUGGGCGAAGUCGAAGAAAGUACGGAGAAUGAUGUUGGAAAAGGGGCUGAGUAAAAUGGUCGGCUGUAGUUGGGCAACAAGCUAAAUGGCAAGCACUCUCU